Messenger RNA from Fusarium verticillioides 7600, 738 nucleotides. RefSeq lists its product as hypothetical. The record is from RefSeq and is a predicted model, not a curated record. The coding region runs from base 1 to 738 and encodes 245 amino acids. Lineage: Eukaryota; Fungi; Ascomycota; Sordariomycetes; Hypocreales; Nectriaceae. The transcript is spliced from 2 exons.
AUGAGGGGCAAAGUGCGCUCGGCGCUUAAACCUUGUCACAUCACCAGUACUCACAAUGCCUUCUUGGAUAAGCACCCGUAUGCAUACAAGAAUCCUAGAACAAGAAAGCAAUAUGAGAAGCCGGCGGAUAUCUCUGUGAAAGGGGCAAAGCAUUACCGUCAAGCCUAUGAUACGCAUUAUCAGAAGGCGGGUGCGCCUGCUCCGCCUAUAAGGCAAGCCCCGUAUGGUACACACGGCUCUUCUACUGCUGCAACUCCAGGCGUCCCUAGUCUGCAGCCGUCGCUGCCUGUCCCUCCUCCUCGGCGAGCAGAAAACUCGAGGAUCCCCAGUCCAAGUGAGGCCUAUGGACAAGCCCCUUACAAGACUCAACCUCCUAGUGUUCCCUACACGCCAGCCACCUACCGCCAGCCGGAAUCUAUGUCUGUCCCGCCUCCUCAGCGCUCCCAAUACACCAGCACUCCCACUGCGAGCGAGGCCUACGGGCGCUCUUCUAGUGUUAGCACGCAUGCUACUUGCCGCCAGCCAGCAUCAGCUGCUACUGCUCCCCCUCGUCGCGCUCAAGACCCCAGAAUCCCUAGCCCAAGUGAGGCAUACGGGACCUCUGUGUCGACCCCUUACGGUCAACAGCCUCCGGUAUCUGCUCCUCUCCCUCCUCAUCUAUACGGACCAAGACUUCCCAGCCCAGAAAAAGCCUACAGGAGCAAUGAUUCUUCUCGAAGCAUGGACCGCCGACAGUAG